UAUUUUCGCCGAAACCAGCACAGGUUGUAUACUUGGCGGUAGUGCCCUGGGCAAGAGGGGCGUGCAUGCAAGUGAAGUUGCCAACAAUGCUGUCAAUGAAAUAGUUGAGUCAAUAAAGAGUACUGCUUGUGUCGAUCAGUAUAGUCAAGAUCAGAUAAUAAUUUUCAUGGCGCUGGCUGCAGGAAAGUCUAGAGUACGUUGUGGACCAAUUACCCUCCACACCAAAACAGCUAUACACAUAGCUGAACUUUUAACAAAGGCAAAGUUUUCUAUCGAGAAUGUGGACUCAAAUGUAAAUAUAAUUGAGUGUGAGGGAAUCGGUAUGAUAAACGAAGAUAUUUAGGUGAAAUCUGGCAUCUGGAGGGAGCCUAAUAAGCAAAGACUUUUCGAAGAUGAUAAUUGAUAAGAAGUCUUCAUUGGAACAGUGAAAAGCUCUGAGAUAGGAACUACGAAAUAAUAUUUAAAAAUGAAACGAUAACUCAAAUCAUAUUCUUGACUAUUUACUCAUUAUAUAUUCAUUUUUCAUUUGUACAAAAACUAUUAUAUUGAUCAUCACUUUGUUUUUUAGAUCAAUUUGUGAUUGUGUCUAUCAGCUUUUUUGUUAGCUAUCAUGUAUUUAUUUGUAGGGUAGCUAUCAUGUAAAUAUUAUUAACUUAUUCAGUUUUCAAUAAAAGUGUGAAAAAUUU
Molecule: messenger RNA, 686 nt
Organism: Nilaparvata lugens (brown planthopper)
Lineage: Eukaryota; Metazoa; Arthropoda; Insecta; Hemiptera; Delphacidae
Product: RNA 3'-terminal phosphate cyclase
Biological process (GO): RNA processing
Cellular component (GO): nucleus
Molecular function (GO): RNA-3'-phosphate cyclase activity
Source: RefSeq, a predicted model, not a curated record